UUCUUCACAUUUCCAAUCAAGACUUCUAACUGAUAGUUAUAAAAGGCGAAAAAACUGUCUGAGAUGGUAACAUCCGUUCAACAAGGAGGUCCAUCUGAAUCUUUUUGCAAAUCGAAAAUUGAUUUCUCUUCCUAGUAAUUCCAGUGUGUUGACAAGUUUACUUCUUCAGUUCAGUGUUUGUUGCUAGAAAAUUUGGUGAUCUCAUGGACGUACAGCCCCACUUUUCUCCACCACAAUGCAGUUACACCACCUUUCAUUGUAUUUCUGCCAAAUUUGACUCGGGCAACUGGCCCAAAUAUAUCACUGUGACGUUGAUUCCACAUCAAAGCUGCCAUCUUUGGAGAGACUGCAACCAUGUUAAAUCAUCUACAAAGCAGCAAUGUAUUAUGAGAAUAUCUGUCUGAAAUGCCAAAAAAACAAGUUUUGACCUUUUCCGACUCCUCCACGAAGAAUGUUGGCAAGAAGACACUUCUUACCUUACCACUAUUAAAUGAGACAACGUAAGACAUAAAUGCAUUACUCAUAUUUAUGAUUAAGAUUGAAGCUGCAUGACCAAGUGUUGAAAGCUUCCCUUCACAUGGGGUUGAGCAAAAUUGUUCUGAAGUUCUUUUACUGAGUCAAAAAUCUCACCUGAAAAGCAUUGAGUACCUCUUCAGCUUGAUGAAACUACCAUGCAGUAGAAAAAGGCAACUUCCUAAUGAAGUAACUGCCCCAUCCAGCCUUAUUUAGAGGUCGUUGAACCAAAAUGCUUCCCAUGCUGUUUAAAUGACUCAAGCCCACAGCUUAGAAAAAAGGCAACUUCUUAAAAUAUGCUUCUGCUAUAAGAGCUAUUUCUAAGCAGACCUUCUUGCUUGAAUUCUUUACAAUUCCUACCUUUGACGUGCUAUAACUCUCCCUUUUGUAUUUUCAAUGGGAUUGCCGAUCAAGACAGCUAACUUCAGUUGCCAGGAUACCUCGUAUAGAAUCAAGACCAAGGACAUUUCUUAUAGACUACCUUGCCAAAUGAACAAUUUCGGUUGUGGGUUCUGCAGAGGAAGGCAAAAAGAUUCCUACAUUUUGAAGAAUGUAAACUGUGAAGCUGGGCCAGGAGAGAUCACAGCCAUUGCUGGUCCUAGUGGGGCUGGAAAGACGACAUUGUUGGACAUUCUUGCAGGCAUGAUCCCGCUUAGCAAAGUCUGUGGCCACGUCCUCGUGAACGAAAUGGAGAUGAAUGCGAAGCAUUUUCGAAGAAUCUCUGGCUACGUCAUCCAAGAGGAUGAUCUUUUUCCUCUUCUUACAGUAGAAGAGACCCUUAUGUUCAGCGCUCGUUUGAGGCUGUUUGGUGAGAUCAACAAGGUCAAAGCCAGAGUGAGGGAGAUAAUUAAGGAGCUUGGUCUCGAGCAUGUCGCUAACGUAAGAGUUGGUGAUGCAUCAAGCCGAGGCAUUUCAGGAGGCGAAAAGCGAGGAGUUUUGAUUGGGGUUGAAUUGGUUCACGACCCUGCUGUUCUUUUGUUAGAUGAACCAACUUCAGGACUUGAUUCUACCUCGGCUCUUCAAGUAGCCUUGCUUCUAAAAGCCAUGGCCACAAAUCAAGGCAAAACCAUUGUUCUCACCAUCCACCAACCUGGCUUCCGUAUUCUUGAACUUUUUGAUCAAAUUCUGCUGCUAGCCAAAGGGAAUGUUCUUCACCAAGGCUCCCUCGACCUCCUCGAGCAGCGACUCCGACAAUCAGGUCAUUCCAUUCCUAGACAUGUAAACGUAGUCGAAUUCGCCAUUGAAAUCACAGAAGCCCUCAAAGUCGACACCGAAGAAGAGACCGAAGUCGAAAACAACAAGAAAACAAAGCCAAAUCCGGGUAAUCUUGAAGAACAUAGCAACAAUCCCAUCUUCAUAAACACAAUAGCUAAUGAAAUUCUAAUCCUGAGCCAGAGAUUCUGCAUCAACGUAUUCCGAACAAAGCAACUCUUCUUCUCAAGAACAAUACAAGCAAUGCUAAUCGGGUUUGUACUAGGAACAAUUUUCACAAACAGCCCCGAUUCAAAGAACCUAAAAUUACAAACCCAACUGGGAUUUUUCGCCUUCACCGUCGCAUUCUUAAUGUCAGCCUCAACAGAAGGUCUACCAAUUUACCUACAGCAGAGGAGAAUUCUAAUGAGAGAAACUUCAAGAGGAGCUUACAGAGUAUGUUCUUACGUUAUAGCAGAUACCCUCGUUUUCCUGCCUUUCCUGCUAACAGUAGCUCUUCUCUACGCCAUUCCAGUUUACUGGUUGGUCGGAUUGAAGAGGGAAAUUCUAGGGUUCCUCUAUUUUUCCCUCGUCGCUUGGAUCGUUGUCUUGAUGGCGAAUUCGGUCAUCGCCUGCUUCAGCGCUCUGGUGCCCAACUUCGUAAUCGGAACUUCUCUGGUUGGAACUGUUGUUGGGUCUUCGUUUCUGUUCUCUGGGUAUUUCAUUUCGAGAGAGGAAAUCCCCAAAUACUGGAUUUUCAUGCAUUACUUGAGCUUGUUCAAGUACCCAUUUGAAUGCUUUGUGAUAAACGAGUACGGAGGAGAGGGAGAGAAGAGGAGGUGUUUGAUCAAAGAAGAGGGAAUUUGCAUUCUGUACGGCUACGAGUUCUUGAGGAACAGAGGUCUUAGAGAGUCACAGAAAUGGAGUCAUUUGGGUAUUAUGUUGAGCUUCGUUCUGGGUUACAGAGUGCUCUGUUUUCUCGUUCUGUGGUAUAGAUCUCGGACGGCAAGAAAAUGAAGCUUUAAAUUGGUUUGAUUCAAGUUCAUCAAUGGUGUAUCUUAAGAAACUUCUGCAGUUCAUUCCAUUCUCCAUGUUUAUGUAUGAUGAAAGACGCGAAAAAGAGAAGAAUGAAACAGAUACAUGUUUGAUAUUUCUUAUGAAUUCCUUCAUAUGGGAAUUUUUGACGAACAGUUCGAUGCUUCAACUCUUUCGUUGGAUUGUGGAGAUGAAAAUUUUGACGCCAUCACACGUCAAGAUUCGUUCUUAUGGGAUUUCUAAAGAACGGAGUUCCGACGGUUUUAGUUUCAGAAAUUUGCCGUUUUUAAGCGAAGUAUGCAAAGCUCAAAAGUUUCUAGUUCUAA
Molecule: messenger RNA, 3065 nt
Organism: Momordica charantia (bitter melon)
Lineage: Eukaryota; Viridiplantae; Streptophyta; Magnoliopsida; Cucurbitales; Cucurbitaceae
Source: RefSeq, a predicted model, not a curated record